Messenger RNA from Miscanthus lutarioriparius, 1116 nucleotides. The record is from the annotation of a GenBank genome assembly. Lineage: Eukaryota; Viridiplantae; Streptophyta; Magnoliopsida; Poales; Poaceae.
AUGACGCGGGACGGCGUGCCUCCGGCGGCCGGCUCCGGCGGCGGGGCGGCGGCGGCGGUCGACGGGCCUAGGCGGUGCUCGCAGUGCGGGCACCACGGGCACAACGCGCGAACCUGCACCGCGCGGCCCGUCAAGCUCUUCGGCGUGCGCAUCGGGGACAAGCCCAUCCGGAAGUGCGCCAGCAUGGGGAACAUCGCGCACCUCGCCGCGGAGGGCGGCGGCGGCGGCAGCAGGGAGGAAGGGUACGGCUCCGAUGGGGAGCGCACGCACAAGAAGCGAGGUGAGGCAUGGACUGAAGAGGAGCACAAGAAGUUUCUACUUGGGUUGAAUAAGCUAGGGAAAGGUGAUUGGCGUGGUAUAUCGCGUAAUUAUGUUAUUUCAAGGACACCUACUCAAGUGGCUAGCCAUGCACAAAAGUAUUUCAAUCGCCAAACAAAUGUGCAUAGAAGAAAGAGAAGAUCAAGCCUAUUCGAUAUGGUGAUUGAUGAUUCAUCUGAUCAGCUGCCGCUCUCGCGUUCAUCUUCACAAGAGGUAGAGCAACAGCAUUUAGAUGAUCCACAGCCUGUUGCAGCCCUGCCUGCCCCUGUGGUCUCUCCGGCUACUGUGGUACCUCCUGUGCCUGUGGAAGUGCCUGCUUCAGUUCCGCCGCCAGUUCAAGUCCCAGUUCCAGUUUCAGCUCCAGUGGUGACAUCUCAGCCUAUGGAACAGGACUCAGUUUCCUCAAGUUCAAGUGCUGGAGAGGCAGGGGCGGUGAUGCCAGGAGCCAUGCCCCCCUAUCUUUAUCCAAUGAUGAUUCCUCCUCCAUACUACCAUCCUGCAUUUGUUCCAGUGCCCUGCUACGGUUAUGUUCCUUUUUAUUAUGGGCCACCAGGUGCUGCACAAGCUCCACAUGAGGUUGUCAAGCCAGUGGCUGUGCACUCAAUGCCCCCAUUGAACGUCAAAGACCUUUACAAUAUUUCUGAAUUGUGCCUGAAGGGGGACUCAGAUGCAAACGGUGGAGUGCCUGCUUCUCCCUUGCCUCCAAAGCCGAUUGGUCGACCAGAGAGGCAAUCUGCUUUCCAUGGAAAAGGACCCACCAAUGGCUCGUCAGGCGGACUAAUUCCUGCAGUCAAGUGA